Molecule: messenger RNA, 3426 nt
Organism: Aethina tumida (small hive beetle)
Lineage: Eukaryota; Metazoa; Arthropoda; Insecta; Coleoptera; Nitidulidae
Product: RING finger protein 207-like
Exons: 11
Coding region: 326-2845 (839 amino acids)
Cellular component (GO): perinuclear region of cytoplasm
Molecular function (GO): Hsp70 protein binding; zinc ion binding; transmembrane transporter binding
Source: RefSeq, a predicted model, not a curated record
CCAACUCUAGGGCAGAAUAUCGCAUUAAAACGACUAACGGUUAAUGAGGGUAGCAGCAAUGUUUGGCUACGGUAGACGCAAAGUGGGUGACAGUAGUUCAAAUUCGACAAGAUUAAUACUGCAAAUUUGCGCAAACUUCCCCGUUUUCCCGCAUUGUUCAAGACGUCCGUGGAAAAAAGGGUGGGGAUUCCGAUCAAAACAAAAACGAAAGUGUCAAAAUGGUGUCAGGGGAUUUUUAACGAGGAAAACUUAAUUUUCCUGCAGUUCUACGUAAACUAAUUGCACCUUCUACGGAAUUAUCUACUUCGUGAGUAACUGCAAGGAGAUGGAGCCGCCCGGUGUGGAAACGGGGGUCGAAUUUCCGAAAAACCCUCUGCUGUGCCCCAUUUGCCAUGACUAUUUCACCGAGCCGUGCAUACUGAGCUGCUAUCACACGUUCUGCGCCCGUUGCCUGCGCGGUCGCGAACAGGAUCGACGUCUCGUCUGCCCGUUUUGCCGGCAACCGACAAUGUUGAAGGACGGUUCGUCCCUUCCACCGCCCGAUCUGCUGAUGCGCCAACUAAUAGACAUAGCUAACAGCGAGAAUCCCCCUUGUUCGAACUGCGACAAACGAGACAGGGCCAACAUGUACUACUGCAACACAUGCGGCCAGGCAUUGUGCGUGAUGUGCAGGGACAACACCCACCGUGCCAAGAUGUUCUCGAUGCACGAAAUCGUCCACAUGACUAAGUGCAUGAAAGAGCCGAAGAAGUGCAUGCAACACGCCGAACCGUACAUCAUGUUCUCACCGGUCCAAAACAUGAUGUUGUGCGUGAACUGCUUCAGGGAUCUGCCGGCUGACAUGCGCAGUCAGUGUCUGGACAUCGACACUGCGCAUAACCAAGCGUCGAAACGGCUGGAGCGUGGACAGAACGCCAUAAUGGAUCUACAAACUUCCGUACGCGACAGUAUUAUAGCGUUGAAGGGGCUGAUGGAUGAGCUGCGCAGGAACAUGGACAGCGAGAAGCACACUAUCAACACCUUCUGUCAGGGCAUGCAGGAGGCCAUGGCCAAAACCCACGCAGCCAUGAUAAUGGAGGUGCAACGCCAGUACGAGAGCAAGGAACGUGUCUACAAGAGCCAACUACUGGUAUUGGGCACCGUGAUGCCGGUGCUGCAGUUGCACCUGGUUUUGUGCACUACUUUCACAGCAGCCGCCAACAAGUACCAGUUUUUGGAACUGAGUCCGUCGCUCAUCGACCGACUGUCGGCCGUCAGCCAGCUGAGUCAGCCCGUUAGGUCAUUACAAUCGUCCAACAUCAAGACGAAUUAUAGAAGCGAGUUUGCGCAGAGUUUGGAGCCCUGGAUAGGUCCUGCAGCUGUCAGUCAACAUCAGUCUGAACUGGCGGCUUCUUCGACAAAGAUAUACGAAAGCGAAGCUCCAACGGCAAAGAAACACCAGACCGUCCUGAAGAACAAAAUACUGGAGGGCGACAACUCGUUCUCCUCGCACUGCCGCAGCUUCGAGUCGCAGAUCCGGGAGCUCAAUCAAAAGUUCAACAACGUCAAAGAGAAAGUAAGCGACCUACACAAAGACAUAAUGGCACUCAGGAAGGCCCAAACACCACCCCUGAUCACCCGCUACGAACUACUGUCCAGAGAGUGUUUACACUUGGAUCAAACGUUAGAACGCCAACACCAGGACCUGGAUCGCAUGGCCAAGAUGUUCGACCAGUCGUGGCAGGAGCAGUAUCUGAGGCUACGCGUCGAACAGGAGGUUUUCAGUUACCAAAUCGCCGACAUCAACACCUUAAGGACCGAACUGAAGCAUCUGACUCAAGUGGCCACGCAGCUGGAACCCUACAUCCGUUCCUUGACACCCUCGCAACUCGCCACUCAGACGGAAAAGAGUGCGAACGAACAGGCGGAACAUCUGGCCUCGUUGCUUCAACACAUCGGCAUUCUGCAGCAGUCCGAGGCUUUGGGCAAGAUACCGCGUUCUAGGAGCCGCGUCCUGGGACAACUACUGGAGAAGGUCAGGCCUAACAUUCAAGAGAGGGAGCGCAGCAAGUCGGCAGGUAGUCAGAGCGAGAAGCCGUUGUCCACGCCGCAGAAGCCGAAGAAGUUGGGCAGCACUCAGCAGAUGAGCAUCGACAGGCUGGAAGCUCACAUCAAGGAGAAGUUGCAUGACAUGAUGUGCAGGAGGCAAAGCAGUCAACCCUCUUCCAAAUCCGACACUGAGUUGAAGGACGACAGAAAACUGAGCAAAACCGAUUUGGAUGCAAUCGGCAAAAUCGGCACGAAGCAAAGGAUCAUGUACAAGAAAAUCGGGAAAAGCUGCGACAAGAUUAACGCCAGCAGCAAAUCGGACGGGGAAACCAAAAAGGGUAAAUCCGAAUCGGACUAUCAACGAAUCGCCGACGCCACAUCGCAGAACGUCAAAGGUUUGCUGCACGAAUCGAAAAGCAGCCCGAGCAGUCCGAAAUGCAAGAACAAAAUGAAACUCCAGCAACGCCAGAAGAAGCCGAAAGUUUACCCCUACAGUGACGGGGAGGAUAACGUUUUUUAUUCGAUGAACGAUUCGGCUGAUUCUUUGAGCACUUCGUCCAGGCGGUCCUCGUACGACGGACAAGAUAAAACGUUUGUGGUCGUCGUCAGCAAGAAGAGCAACAAGAACAUGACGCUGGCCCAGAAACAACGUUCCUGGGAGACGUUCCCGCCGAAACGCAGGAACCACAUGUGCCAGAAACUGUCUGCGCCAAUGCCGUUGAAGAAGGCCGACAGCUUCGAAGGUCACGAGGAAGCGGUAAAGAGUCUAGUGGCUGCGGUGCAGGAAACCAGAAGAAAACCAAAAGGCGGCAAUUAACAAAGGGAAACCGGCGACGGAGAUUUUGGGUACUGGAAAAUAUUGAUGUAUGCCAAAUUCCGAGGAAAACUGUGAAUGUGGGAGUUUCCUCGACACCUUAGUAUAAAAACGCCGUGGCGUAUUAGUAUUGUAACAGUAUUAACGCACCUAAUUAACGGUUGUUUCGACGUUUAUUGGAUGCUUGGUAGUUGAUAGUUAGAAUUAGACGCGAACUCGUCCAGUCGUUCUUGAAAUUAACGAUUAUUUAGAUUAAGAACCGUUCAAAAACAAGUAGUUAACUCGGAUAAUCACGUUCACUUGUUUUAUGCUGCCAUAUUACAACAAUAUUUAGAUUAAUAGUACCGUCGUGUAUGUGGUACGUAACUUAAACGUUUUAGCGUGUUCUGCGAUAGUUUUAAGAUUUAAUCCUUGCACAUUUACUGAAUGAAGUACAUAUUUAUACAGUCACGUGUUACAAAAAAAAUUGUCUUAUUAUUUAAAUAUAUGAUUGUUUGUGUGUAUUAUUUUGAAUGUUAUAUUUGUUGUGUAAUUUAUUUGUAUUGUUGUUUAUAUUAUUUCGUUACGAUUGAAAUAAAUUUAUU